AUGAGCUACUCAACCUUAAUCCAAACAAACACUCGUAACAAUAAUGAAGGAGAAGACAAAGACUUCUGCUUCUGGACUUCACCAUCUUCAGAAUCUUCAAGGAUCAAAGAUAUUUUAGAAGGAAAGAAGGAACUUAUGGAGAUGAUGAAACACAUGCCUGAGUCUAGCUUUGAACUCUCUUUCCAAGACAUGGUUGUUGAGCAACAUCAAGUUCCAGAAGCUAAACCAGAACCAGAACCAGAACCAGAACCAAAACAAGUGUCUAGUAAAGUUCAACAACCUCAACACAAGAAGCUGAAUGAGAAGAAGAAAACAAAGAAGAAGGAAAACAAAUGCAAUAAUAGUAGACACGGUAAGAUAUUGAGAGCUGAAAGCAUGGACAGUGAAACAUUCUUACUGAAGAUGGUUUUUCCAACUUCUCUUGAUUGGAAGAAGAAGAAGACUACUAAAGUACAAAAUGGCUCCAAGGUAGAAGUUAAAAAUAAAGAAUGGAGAAUCAAAAGAUUUUUCACUGAACAUAGACAAAAUACUCGUAGUAGUAGUAGCAGCAGCGACAACAAUGACAAAAGCAGGUAUGUUGAUCGCAGCUACUCAUUCUCACAAGGUUGCUUCCCAUUCUUUGAUCAUAUAAAAAGCAAAGUAAAGAAGGACACUUUGAAACUUGGAGGAUGA
Molecule: messenger RNA, 672 nt
Organism: Vicia faba (fava bean)
Lineage: Eukaryota; Viridiplantae; Streptophyta; Magnoliopsida; Fabales; Fabaceae
Source: the annotation of a GenBank genome assembly